AUGUCCAAUAUUAAAGAAUUCUAAAUUCUCAAUAAGCUUGGUGAAGGAGCUUAUUCUUAGGUCUAUAAGGUCAAAAGAGUAUCAGAUAAGCAAAUAUAUGCACUCAAAAAGGUUAGUUUGGAUCCACUUUCGGUUAAGGAAAGACAAAACGCUUUGAACGAAGUCAGAAUUCUUGCUUCAAUCUAGCAUCCCAAUGUAGUCGGGUACAAAGAGGCUUUUCUCGAGGAUGAGAAAUUCCUGUGCAUUAUAAUGGAUUACGCAGAUGAUGGCGAUCUGUAUUAAAAGAUAGUUGAUCACUAAAAGAAUAAGACUCACUUUGAGGAGGAUGAUGUUUGGAGGGUUUUCAUUCAUUUGGUCAAGGGAUUGAAAGCUUUACAUUAAUUGAAGAUUUUUCACAGAGAUAUGAAGAGUGCCAAUGUGUUCUUGAACAAAGACGGCUGUGCUAAGCUGGGAGAUCUAAACGUUUCUAAAGUCGCCAAGAAAGGACUACUUUACACAUAGACUGGUACACCUUACUAUGCAAGUCCUGAAGUGUGGCAGGAUAAACCUUAUGACUAGAAGAGUGAUUUGUGGAGUUUGGGUUGUGUUUUAUAUGAAAUCGCUACACUACAGCCCCCCUUUACAGCUAAUGAUAUGGACGGCUUGUUCAAAAAGGUGCUUAAGGGCAAUUACCCUAAAAUUCCGCUUCAUUACACAGAUGAUUUAAAUAAGAUGAUUAAAAAGCUCAUUAAUGUCAACUCAGCCUAGAGACCAACUUGUGAUUAGUUACUCUCAUCAGAAGUUGUGCUUCGAUGGGCUAAGAAACUAGGAAUAAAUUUGAAUGCAGGCGAAAACAGCGCAAGUCAACUUUAUGUCACAGAGCAAGAUGAUGGACUUGGCGGAAAUAUGUCUUUACUUAACACUAUCAAACUCCCAAAGAAUCUUAAACUAUUAACUGACAGAUUACCAAAGUCUAAGUAUGAGGACGAGAGUAAAGGGUCAAGAUAAAAUUUGCUGAAUGAAAAUCACAGUUCAAAGUCAUUGAAGAAUAACAACGGAGAUGAUUCAUAGUAAUCAACAGGAAGAAAAGGACAAAUCAAUCUAAAUUCUCUAAAGCAGAAUCAAAGGAAGGGCAAUCAGAUUGAAAUGCUGGAUAGACCCUCGAUUGAUCAUUCAAGUGAAAGAAGAUCAGCUUUAUCUGAAGAAAGAAAAUCUUUGAAGAGAAACGCCUCAGAAAAUUUGAAGAGCAUACCUUAGAAAAACUUGAAUGAUAUGAUAGUCUUAGCUCAGGAAAAGGAAAGACCCUUGGAGCGUAUAAGAGAUAAAAACUCUUAAGAUUAUUUAGAGACGAUUCGUGAGAACGAGUAGCUGCUAAUGAAUGGCAAAUCAAGAGCGAAGCAGAAUCAGCUGAAGUAUCAUGAGUCCGAUGACUCAUUUGACAAUAAAUAAGUUAUUCGUGUUUAGCCAAGUGACAUAUUAUCUGAGGGAGGAACUGCGAAGAGACAUAAUUAUCAUUCCACUCCAUAAAAGGUAGGCAUAAGCAGUUUGAAAGCUGUAGGAGAGCUAAUCAAUAACUAGAAUGUCAAUCCUAACAGAAUACAAAAGCCAAAUAUAAAACCAGUUUACUCUAUUGAUGUGACUGGCUCAGGAAUUGUAAAAAAUAGAUAUCAACUUAAUCAAGGUGGCGGCUAUGAAGACUAUCAAAGCUAAGGAAUACUCAGAUCCAAGAAUAAUCAGGUUCUAGCAGCUGAGAUCUACUCCCAGUAAUCCUCAUCAUUGAUACUUGGAAGUGGGUCUGUUCCUAGAAAGCCAAAGAAGAGAGGUCCUCUCUUGAUAGCAAAUGCUGGAGAUAGACUUCCUUCAGUAGAAAGAAGCAUGAAGAAUCAAAGCGAACUUGGCUUAAAACUUCCAGAGAUCAAUGUCAGACACUAUAAGAAUAUUGCCAGUAGUAAUCAAUCACGAGAUGGAUCGAUCAGUAAUACAGAUGAUAAAAGAGAGAGACUAAGAUAAAAAUUAGAAAUGCUAUACUAAGUCAAGAUGCCCAAGCACAAAUCUUUUAAAUUAUCGAUAGGGGACGAGAGUACACCUAGCAACAGACAUAAAAAGCCACCUCUACUGAUAAAAAAGUACAAUAACGGUGCGUCUAAUAGUAACAGCUUGCCUGCUAAUUCAGGCUUAGCUCCUGGCAGUUUCUUAGUGCCGACCGAUAAUGGCAUUCCAGCUUAAAGACCUUAAUGGUGGGGCUGA
Molecule: messenger RNA, 2226 nt
Organism: Stylonychia lemnae
Lineage: Eukaryota; Ciliophora; Spirotrichea; Sporadotrichida; Oxytrichidae
Source: the annotation of a GenBank genome assembly